CCAAAGAGGCAGCAAGAGACCAGGAGGAGCUGGCCGAUAUUUCGCAACUGGGCAAAGAGAGGCAGGAUCCGGGACUGUUCAGUACGGUAAAAUCCACUCUGAACAGUUUGCUGGACCCUCCAGAAGCCAGCUUUCUUAUGGUCAUUUUUGGCGGUCACUUGCAUGCGAUUGCAGACCCACACAGUCCCAUCGUGCAGGGCAUCAAGUACGUGAUAGAGAACGCCGAUAUUGAAAACACCUCAGUCGUUGUUACAGUGUUGCAGGGUCGUGUGCCGCUGAGGAAAGUGGGCGGAGCAACCACAGCGCCCACACCGUGCCAGUAUAUGCAAAAGGGCCGCAUGGUGCAGCUUUAUCCGAGUGCAGGCUGCUCUACGACAUUCCGCUGGUGAUGAGGAAAAUUUUGGAGCUGCAGUCUGGCACAGGUGACGCAAGAUUUCCACCAAAUCGUUAAAAGUUGCACUUGCUGUUUCUUCGCAGGGCGGGGCUUUCCGGAUGAAGCCUCUUAACGCAGCAACUGAUGGAAGAUUAUUUGUUCCAAUUUGUGUCAAUAAAGCGAUUUUUUUGUCCCAAAUUGAGUGAGAUACAAAGGGGUAAAAGGCCCUUCUACAGAGUUAGAAAAUUUCAAAUUGCUACAUCUGUUAUUCUGGAAGAUACGAAUUUUUGAACGAGAGAGUGCUGUUGAAUCAAACCUUCCAUUUUGAGACCGAUAUUUACUGAGUUAGCAAAGAUCAA
Molecule: messenger RNA, 732 nt
Organism: Dendroctonus ponderosae (mountain pine beetle)
Lineage: Eukaryota; Metazoa; Arthropoda; Insecta; Coleoptera; Curculionidae
Source: RefSeq, a predicted model, not a curated record